AUGGCACCUACUCAACUGGAAAUAAAAGUCAGAGCCUUACAACGCUUAGUGAAGGAGGAGGCGUAUUAUCAGCAAGAUUUGAAGGAACAGAAGGAGCGUGUGAACGAUUUAAAGUCAAAGAGUGAAGUGGAUCCCUACGACUUGAAAAAGCAAGUGGAAGUAUUGCAAGAUACUGAAAGGCUUCUACCCACACUUUAUGAUAAAAUAAAUCAGUUCCGCGAAGAUUUAAACCAAUUUGUUCAAUCAUACAAGGGCACCGAAGAUACUGCGGCUGCAAAAGAUAUUUUGAAAGAAGCUGAGGAAUUACUCAAGACGAAUAAGCAUUAG
Lachancea fermentati is the source of this 327-nucleotide messenger RNA. The record is from the annotation of a GenBank genome assembly. Lineage: Eukaryota; Fungi; Ascomycota; Saccharomycetes; Saccharomycetales; Saccharomycetaceae.